AUGCUGAGGUUCCGACCUGUGCGAACAAGAAUACGAUUCCCUCCCAACCUUGCUGGCCAGAUUCGAUACCGAUCCUUCGCUUCAAGGGGAGGUCCAUCAUCGUUGGCACAAAUUCAUCGAGAACCCCACCUAAACCGUCCCGCAUAUCCUGUCAUAAGCUCAUCUUACCUUCAUACUUCCUCCCCUACCCCUGCAGUCUCACCCUUCAAAUUACACGACAUAGGCGAAGGAAUAACUGAAGUUGAGAUUAUACGGUGGUAUGUGGAAGAUGGACAGGAAGUAGCAGAGUUUGAUGCGUUGUGUGAAGUGCAGAGCGAUAAGAGUGUAGUCGAACUCACCUCGCAUGCUAAUGGGAUAGUCAAGGGCAUCCAGAAAUCCGCUGGUGAGAUGGUCAAAGUUGGUCAAACGCUGUGCGAAAUUUACACAGCGGAAGAAACCAGCGAACAAGAAGCUCCUCAGGAUAGUGUACAGCCAGAUCAGAAACCUGGAACAGAAGAAUUGCCAGACUCAAAGCCUAUUGCUAACCAAGUUGAAAGUUCGGCAGUUAAAGCAGCUGAAGGACUUACCGAGACCUUGGAGAAAUCCCAGGAACCUGGAAAUACAAAUCCUGAUCGACCACAGCCCUUACCCGAAGCACAAGAACACGAUCCAAUUCAAUUACAAGGUGAAGCUUCAAUCUUACCUUCUCCACCUCGUCCCAAACAAUUCAGUCUCGACCGAGCAGAAGCCCAUCAAGAUCGAUCGGAGGAAUAUGAUGAUAAGAACCGUAAAGGCAAUAUCAAAACUUCCCCUGCUGUUCGUACUCUAGCUACCAAACUCGGUAUCGAUCUUAGUAUGGUGAAAGGAUCAGGUGAGAAUGGUAGAAUCACAAAACAAGAUGUCGAAAGUCAUUUCUCCAUUUCAAGUGGUUCAUAUCCUAGCUCAGAAACAGGUGGCAAAGUGCGAUCAUAUAGAGACGAUCUACCUGAGUCAACUAGGGUGGAAUUUGGAAGGACUAGGAAGAUCAUGUUCAGAGCUUUGGGUGAACAGGGCAAGAUACCUCAUUUCGGAUACUCACAUACUCUCAAUCUCACUCCCCUCCUUCCAUAUCUCAAAGCCUCUAACCCUCCAACAUCCAACUCAAGAGAUAAACAAGGAUAUAUCGCAUCUGAUAUCCCAUCUGAACUGGUGACAAAUCCCAUAAUUGAAGAAAAGGGGAAAACCACGAUAUUGAGUUUCCUAGUCAAAGGUUUGAUAUUGGCUUUGCAGGAACAUCCGAUCAUGCGAAGCAGACUGAAAGAAGAUGGGGAGAAGAGGUUCUUGGAGAUUGGGAGAGAUGGAGUUAUCGGGGUGGCUGUUUCUGAUCCAAAAUACGGACUUCUCACACCUUCUCUUCCCCCUCUCCCACCCACCACGUCGGUGGCAACAUUAACAUCCCACCUUCACUCACUCCGUCAUGCACCGAAUAAACCCUCGACCCCAGCGAAUGUCACCAUCUCCUCCGUGGGCGGUCUGGGCGAAGCUACAGGCGCUAUGCCGAUCUUACCUCCCGGAGGGUGUGUGGCGAUCUGCGCGGUGGGAAGGGCAAAAUGGGAUAUGGAGUGGGAUCUAGCCCAUGGAGAUGAACUUAGAGGGAAAUCGGUGUGGGAGAUGGAUAAGAGUAUGGUGGAGAGGGGACGGACGAGGGCGGUUUUGAGGGUUCCUGUUGGGUGGAGUGGGGAUCACAGAAUUCUCGAAGGUGCCGAAUUGAUAUCGUUCACUGAAACUUGGAAGAAAUAUAUCGAACAACCUUGGAGAUGGAUCAAUGUUAGAUCGUCAUAG
Molecule: messenger RNA, 1800 nt
Organism: Kwoniella botswanensis
Lineage: Eukaryota; Fungi; Basidiomycota; Tremellomycetes; Tremellales; Cryptococcaceae
Exons: 5
Coding region: 1-1800 (599 amino acids)
Cellular component (GO): mitochondrion; cytoplasm
Molecular function (GO): acetyltransferase activity; lipoic acid binding
Source: RefSeq, a predicted model, not a curated record